UGAGGGGGCGCGCCUGUCCCCGGAUGGCUUCCGGACUCCAGGCUUUGAAGGAAGUCCCAGCUCAGCGUAGAUAAGGCGCUUAGCGCCCCGGCUCUGGAAGAGUCUCCUGAAGAAGAGGGCCAUGGACAUGAUCACCUCUACAACCAUCCUGCCCUUGCUGUUUGGCUGCCUGGGCAUCUUUGGCCUCUUCCGGCUACUGCAGUGGAUUCGCAUGAAGGCUUACCUGAGGAAUGCUGUGGUGGUGGUCACAGGUGCCACCUCAGGCCUGGGGAGAGAAUGCGCCAAAGCCUUCUAUGCUGCUGGUGCAAAGCUGGUGUUGUGUGGCCGGAAUAUGGAGGCCCUUGAGGAACUUGCCCAAGAGCUCAUGGCCUCUCGUUUCCCACAGAAGCAGACACACAAGCCCUAUACAGUGACCUUCGACCUCACAGACUCUGAGGCCAUUAUGGCUGCAGGAGCAGAGAUCCUUCAGUGCUUUGGCUAUGUGGACAUCCUCAUCAAUAAUGCUGGCAUAAGCUACCGUGGGGCCAUCGUGGACACUGCAGUAGAUGUGGACAAGAAGGUUAUGGAGACAAACUACUUUGGUCCUGUAGCUUUAACAAAAGCACUCCUGCCAUCCAUGAUCAAGAGGAAGCGAGGACACAUUGUCACUAUUAGCAGCAUCCAGGGCAAAAUUAGUAUUCCUUUCCGCUCAGCCUAUGCAGCCUCCAAGCAUGCAACCCAGGCAUUCUUUGACUGUCUGCGUGCUGAAGUAAAACAGGAUGAAAUUGAGGUGACACUCAUCAGCCCUGGCUACAUCCGCACCAACCUUUCUAUAAAUGCUGUCACAGGUGAUGGGUCCAAAUAUGGAGCUAUGGACAGGAACACAGCUCAGGGCUGGAGUCCUGCAGAGGUGGCCCAAGAUGUUCUUGCUGCUGUGGGGAAGAAGAAGAAAGAUGUAGUCCUAGCCGACUGGGUACCUUCCUUGGCCAUUUAUCUUCGCAGUUUGGUUCCUGGGCUCUUCUUCAGCAUCAUGGCUGCCAGGGCCAGGAAGGAGCAGAAAUCCAAGAACUCCUAAUGUGGAUCAGAGCUGGGGCUGAGAAGCAACACUUUCUUGGGUUUGGUUGCUGCACAAGGAGAACUGCAUUUGAUACUUGAAUGGAGGUUUGUCUCACAGAUGGAUACAGUGACAAAACGCUUCCCUGGUGUGGAAGCAGGCAACAAGCUUCUUCCCAUGGUGAGGAGUAAAUGCAUAAGAAAUAUGGGACAGGGCUUAAACACUAAAAAUACAAAUGAAAUGAAUGGAACAGUAGGUCAUAGCCUUCAAAGAUCAAGGAACCAUGUGUCCUUUGAAUUCCAUCCCCACCAAUUCCUAGAAAUGACCUUAGUCUUGGAAUCAGAAGAUGCUGUUACAUCAGCUGACCCAGAUAUUCUCAUAUUUGACUUAUCCAAGAUAACCUUUAUGGUUGUUUUGUUAGACAACCUCCAGUGCUUGAGAGUGGAGGGUAUAGCUUCAGGAACUCAUUAUUUAUAUUAUUUCCAGGGCCCUGUGAUGGCUCAUGCAACAUAGAAGCCAGGCUAGUAGGUGGUGGCUUACUUAGCAUAUCCCAAGAGAUCUCAAGUCUAGUAUCAAUAGGAAUUCCUCAUGUUUGAAGGACUCUCAGCACCCCUUCAAGCAAAAGAUGAAAUUAUUAAAAGAGACAGCAGCCAAAGGGAGAGCCCCCUGCAUGGCUUCUGGUGCCCUAGAACAUGAAGCCCUGGGAGAGGAGUCUAAUAAAACAUCUGUGGUAGCUGGAUGUGGUGUCGCAUGCCUGUAAUCCCAGCACUUGGGAGGCCGAGAUAAGAGGAUUGCUGUAAGUUUGAGGCCAGCCUGGGCUGCAAAGCCAGAAUGAGACCUUGUCUCACAGUAAAUUAAAAAAUAAAUAAAUAAAACAACCUUGGUCUGGUGUAAGGAGUGACUUAAUGGGGUCUAACUGAAGCAUCUGCCUUUCCAAUUUAUUAAAAAUGUGUUUGAAGUUCAAGGAGUAGAUCAACUUCAUAUUUGAGGUUUUCGACAGUUUUCCUACUACUAAAACUGAAAUGCUAGAAUAGUAAUUCCAUUGUAGAGUUCCCCAAAUUGGAAUAAAAACCAUCUAGUCUUUGUCAUGUUGACAUCUUGCACUGCACAGUGUCCUAAGUCUGGCCCUGUCAAGCAUCUAUUUUAAAUAGCUGCCCCCAAAAGAAGAUAAAAAUAGCCAUAACACCCUAGGUUUAGGGAAUUGAAGGCUGUCUAGUUUCCUCAGAGU
This is a messenger RNA of Octodon degus (degu), 2261 nucleotides long. RefSeq names its product dehydrogenase/reductase 7B (gene Dhrs7b). The transcript is spliced from 7 exons. Bases 122 to 1054 code for a protein of 310 amino acids. Gene Ontology annotation, molecular function: oxidoreductase activity. Gene Ontology annotation, cellular component: membrane. The record is from RefSeq and is a predicted model, not a curated record. NCBI's taxonomy places the organism in Eukaryota, Metazoa, Chordata, Mammalia, Rodentia, Octodontidae.